This is a messenger RNA of Acipenser ruthenus (sterlet), 5656 nucleotides long. Its product is annotated as DNA mismatch repair protein Mlh3-like. NCBI's taxonomy places the organism in Eukaryota, Metazoa, Chordata, Actinopteri, Acipenseriformes, Acipenseridae. Gene Ontology annotation, biological process: mismatch repair. Gene Ontology annotation, cellular component: mismatch repair complex. Bases 879 to 5456 code for a protein of 1525 amino acids. The transcript is spliced from 12 exons. Gene Ontology annotation, molecular function: ATP hydrolysis activity; ATP-dependent DNA damage sensor activity; mismatched DNA binding. The record is from RefSeq and is a predicted model, not a curated record.
GGUUUGCAAUGACAACGUUAGUCUUCCAGCCUGUAGGAGGCAGUACACGGCUUGCCCGGGUGUUAGAUUACAUGUGGAAGUGGCAAGAAGCUAGUUUCUGUGUCAAGUAAUGCAGUACAUUAUAUCAGCAAAGAUUAAACAAGCGAGAAAAACAAAACAAAACUGCUGUCUUGCACUGCACUGAACGUUAAGUUCGUACAUUUCCAUAGUAACCAGAAUGUUCGUAAAUUUAAAGGAUUUGGAGGAGACGCAGGGAGAAAGACGAUUACAGGAUCAUUUUCUCCUACAAGUAAGGCGUUGAAUGACAUUUUAAAAUUAAGAAGUAUCAUUUACUAUUUUUGCAUUUUGAGACCUGACAGAAACAAAGACAAAAUCUGGAAUUGUUAGCAGACCAUUUUACCUUUACGAAACACUAAACGUAAGAAAUGUUUCACCGGUAGUUUCAACAUUAUUGUCUGGCUAAGGAAAACAUGCACAAACAACAACAGUUUGCAUAUCGAUUAUCAUAAGUUAAUUUGUUUUCAUGCAAAACUUGUAGCUGCAGAAAUUCUCAGAAGUGCGACUUUGUUGUAUUUUUGAAAUUCAGUGAUAAAUAAAGCGGAGCAUUUCAUUACACGUAGUGAAAAAGCUAAAAGUACAGUACUUUUUAUUUCAGUGUAAACAUAAAGCAUGCUCAAAUGUCACAAAUCCAUGGAAUGAGUUGCAAUUGAGCUUGUUAGAUAAAACAGUAGAUACACAUUUAACAAAAAUGCUAAGCAAAUGAAACACGUCAAGCGCUGGUGUUUAUUAAAUUAAAAUAUAAUUUAAUUGAAGGCGCUAAUGCUGCAACACUUAAAACAAAAUACAAUUAUUACAUUUACACCAAAUCUGGAAACAUAAUGAUAAAGUGCUUAUCAAAGGAAGUGCAGGCAAAACUCCGAUCUGGCAUUGCCAUCUUCUCAUUGACCCAGUGUGUGGAGGAGCUUCUCCUGAACAGCAUUGAUGCUGCUGCAACUUGCGUGGCUGUCAGGGUGGAUGUCGAGGCUUGCAAAAUCCAAGUUUUGGACAGUGGUUUCGGUAUGGACAGGGAGGACAUGGAGAGUGUGGGAAACCGGUAUUUUACAAGCAAGUGCAGUACUGUAGAAGAUCUGGAAAACCUGAGGUUUUAUGGUUUCAGAGGGGAGGCUAUUGCAAGCAUAGCUAAUGUGGCUAACCUGGUGGAAAUUUCAUCCAGAACCAGCAGGUCUGCUCAAACCUUUGGUAAAGUCUUUAAGGAUGGCAAGCCGUUGGAUGUCUAUGAGGCUGAAACCACCAGACCAAGCUCAGGCACGACAGUGGUGAUCUGCAAUUUGUUUUACAACUUGCCGGUGCGGAGAAAAAACAUGAAUUCGAUUCUGGAAUGUGAACGGAUAAGGCAGAGGAUAGAAGCAAUCUCUCUUAUGCAUCCCUCUGUUUCGUUCACAUUGAAAAAUGAUUCCACUGGAUCAAUGAUAGUCCAGCUGUCCAAAUCAAAAAGCAGUUAUUACAGGUUUAACCAAAUUUAUGGACUGGGAAAAUCUCAAAAACUUAGAGAGAUCAGCUAUUCCUACAAGCAAUUUGAAAUGAGUGGCUAUAUCAGUCGUGAGGGUCACUAUAACAGCAGCAUGCAGUUUUUAUAUGUAAACAGUCGACUGGUUUUAAAAACCAGGCUUCAUAAAUUAAUAAAUAUUUUAUUGAAGAAAGUGAGUGUUGUCUGCAAGCAGAAAGACAGCCAAAAAAUGGUCACUACUCCUGCAAGUCCCUCUAGGCACAGGGCUAGUUCAGAGUUGCAGGGGGUGUAUGUUAUUAAUAUUAAAUGCCAUUACUCAGAGUAUGAUGUAUGCAUUGAACCUGCAAAAACCUUAAUUGAGUUUAGAGACUGGGAUGGCGUGUUGGUCUGUGUCGAGGAAGGAGUCAGGAAAUUCCUGACCAGGGAGAAUUUGGUGGCUGAGAUUUCAAGUGAUGACAUACAGGAGUUUAUAGAGGAAGGCAACCUUACAAUGCAAGCCACCAGCGCCAAUAGCAAUGCUUGCAAGGAAAACGAUAUAGUGGGAAGUUGUAAGUCUGCAUGUGAGAACAUUAUAGAACCUUACGAUAUAAAAACACUGAGAUCUAAAGCUGUUCAUAGGCCACUAGUAUUUGCUUCUAAUGUAAGUGGAAGUAACGGUAAUGAAAAUGUGGCCAGUAGUAGCGAUUUAAAGGAAAAGAUUCCUUUACUUCGGGAUAGAACAAACUCCAGGUCUGCCGUCACAGAUGACAACAGCUCAUCGGCUUCAAAUGUGCAAAGUUUAGAAAAAGAGACCAAUAAAAAUCAGCCUGCUAAAGCGUCAGAAAUCUCAGGACUUUGUGUAACUUCAGAUGUCAAGAAUAACUGUUUUGAAGAGUGCAAUAGCGUGACCAAAUUGAAAACAAAUCUGUGUAUAGAAAGCUCUGAAGAUACACUGAAACAGUUUGAAAGCCAGGACAGCAUACUGAUGGACAAUAACAUAGAAACUGAGAAAAACAUAGACCUUGAUCCUGCCCUUCAUGUAGAGGGUAGCACAGCCUGCACACAGAGUGAGGUAAUACAUGCAGAGGGUAGCACAGCCUGCACACAGAGUGAGGUAAUACAUGUAGAGGGUAACACAGCCUGCACACAGAGUGAGGUAAUACAUGUAGAUGGUAGGACAGCCUGCACACAGAGUGAGGUAAUACAUGUAGAUGGUAGGACAGCCUGCACACAGAGUGAGGUAAUACAUGUAGAGGGUAGCACAGCCUGCACACAGAGUGAGGUAAUACGUGCAGAGGGUAGCACAGUGUGCACACAGAGUGAGGUAAUACGUGCAGAGGGUAGCACAGCCUGCACACAGAGUGAGGUAAUACGUGCAGAGGGUAGCACAGUGUGCACACAGAGUGAGGUAAUACGUGCAGAGGGUAGCACAGCCUGCACACAGAGUGAGGUAAUACAUGUAGAGGGAAGCACAGCCUGCACACAGAGUGAGGUAAUACAACUCAAGAAGCACAACCCAGCUCCACAAACAGACAAAGCAAUUAACACAGAAUCAGUGAGGCCAAAACUGGGUACAACAGGUUUCAUACAUCAUGUGAUACCAGUAAGGAAUGAAAAUGAGAAUAAAAACCAUGAGGGGCUGGUGAGGUUUUGUCACCGUGGUCCUGUUAGUGCCCAGGAUAUAUUUAAAGAAAAGCAGCACAACCUGGAACAAAACACAUUUCUGCUUAAGCAGCAAUGUUGUACAUUAACUAUGCAGCACGUAAAGCAAUCUACCAGUGAAGACUGGAGGACACUUUUCAGUUCCAGAGGGGAUACAUUUAGCAACUGUGUAGAUAGUAAUAAACAAUCAGAUGAGUCAAACCAGAAGAUUACAUUAUCUAACAUUUUAAAAACAGUGGAGGAUUUCAAAGGUUCUAUGGACACAAUGGUUGGGUUAUCCACAGGAUCCCAAACCAAACAACGCAGCAAACUGUCCCUGCCUGUGAGAAUAGGAUCCUUGGAUAGGUUUAGAAGGAUGUAUGGAAAAACGUGUCCUUAUGCAGUUCAAUACUCCUGUCAAGAUAGUAACAACAAUUUAAGUACAGCAGCUGACAGUAAUCCUGCUGAAGCAAAGCGAGAUGCCUCCACUAGUAAUGAAGAGGACAGCUGUAGUAGAUCUAAUAACUCUUCAAAGAACUGGGAAAGGAAUGAUUACACUAAAGAAGAGAAUGCCAUUACUCUUUCUGAUUACACGCAAAUAAAGAAAGCAUCACUAAAUACCAGCAAGCCAGACGGGUCCCUUGCUACAAAACUGUCGAAGUUGAAGGGUUAUCAGAAGAACAAUACCAAGGUGCAGCCUGUGGGAGACAUUAGUGUCAGUGGUGCCCAGAAGGAUAGUGGAGAUCUCCGGCUUAUGCAUAGUAAUAACAGCAAUGCAGAAACACCCUCCAAAAUGCCAUCCAAUAAAAAAAACCACGUAACUAAUAAUUGUUUGAAGGGAUGUGAGAGUGGAGAGAAUAACAUUGAACAAACUGUAGACUUUGAAGGCAACCAAAAAGAAGGCAUCGUAAUAAGUGCGACAUAUUUGCAUCCUGAUACUGGGUACAAAGGAUGUGCAUUGAUUGCUCCCAGCCAGUCAGAUGGCGCAGCUCAGUGUCAUUACUGCAAUGAUGACAAAGAGAUUUCUUCUAAAGCUAUUCUUGGCAGUCCAAAAAAAGUGAACGAAUGCAGUGAUCUUGCCACUUGUAAGGCCAGGUUCGAGGAUGCAUCGAAAAGGAAGGAAAUCCCAAGUACCACACAGAGUUCCUCUAAUUGGGUAGAGCACUUUGAUGUGUCUGUGGGAAGGAUGGCUUACAUAAACACAGUGACUGGACUCAGCAAAUAUGUGGCUCCCCCAGAAAAAGAGACCCAAGCGAUCUGUACCACAGACAUAACCACAAUGGCAGUGAAUGUCGUCUCUGAAAAAGGAUUCGAGUAUAGGUGUUACCCCUUUCAGAUAGAGGCAAUAAUCCCUUUUCUUCCAAGACCAAGGGUAGAGAGAGCUAGCUCAGGGCAGGAAAGCAGAGAUGAUUCUGAAGCCGCUGAGUCUGUCCGUACUCUGCUUUCUGAGUGGGAGAACCCAGUGUUUGUUCGACAUCCCGAGGUUGCUCUCGAUGUGAGCAGUGGGCAGGCUGAAAGUUUGGCUGUGAAGAUCCACAACAUUCUCUACCCCUAUCGCUUCACCAAGGAAAUGAUCAAUUCCAUGGAGGUUGUUCAGCAAGUGGAUAAUAAAUUCAUUGCCUGUCUGAUUAACACAAGAUCUCGAGAGGACACAGAUAAAGAGGGCAACCUCCUGGUCUUGGUGGAUCAGCAUGCAGCUCAUGAAAGAGUCAGACUUGAAAAGCUUGUAACAGAUUCAUACGAAACCCACUCUGAAGCUUCAGGACCGAAGAGGCUGUGUUCCUCCACAGUGUGUCCUCCACUGGAGAUCGACGUGACUGAGGAGGAGCUGAGACUGUUGCGUUCAUGCCAGACUUUCCUGAAAGAGCUGGCACUGGAGAUGACGUUUGCUGAAAGAGAGGACUCAAAGAUUUUAGUUGGAAAAGUGCCCGUGUGUUUUAUAGAAAGAGAAGCCAACGAGCUUCGCCGGGGCAGACAGACUGUCACUAAAGCCAUUGUUGAGGAAUAUUUACGAGAACAGAUAGCGUUAAUCCAAUCAACAGGUCGGGUGCGAGGGACCCUGCCCCUGACAGUCCUCAAAGUCCUAGCUUCCCAAGCCUGCCAUGGAGCUAUCAAGUUUAAUGACAGCCUGAGUAUGGAGGAGUGCUGCAGAUUAAUUGAGUCCCUUUCGGUGUGUCAGCUGCCUUUCCAAUGUGCUCAUGGUAGACCCUCAAUGCUUCCUCUGGUAGACUUGGAUCAUUUAGAAAUGGAAAAGCAGGACCCUCCAAAACCAAAUCUAAUGAAACUGAGGAAGCUACAUCGAGCGUGGGAACUGUAUGGAAAGCAGUGAUGUGUUUGCGAUCAGUGAUUGCACAUCUAUUUCAUAUUUUCUCCUUUUAUGAGCAAUGCAAAUGAUUGAUACUGUAUUUAUGUAACUGUGAACCAGUUAAACUGGUUUGUGUUGUGAUGUAAAUGAUUGAGCUGCUAUAAUUUAUCUAAAAGUAUUUGUAUUUAUUAUAUGUAUGUAAUUCUAAUAAAAUGCUAAUGUUA